Molecule: messenger RNA, 682 nt
Organism: Alternaria arborescens
Lineage: Eukaryota; Fungi; Ascomycota; Dothideomycetes; Pleosporales; Pleosporaceae
Exons: 2
Source: RefSeq, a predicted model, not a curated record
CUACCGCUUGGUAGCGUUGGGCGAGUUCAGAACUCCUGGCUGGACCUCGGGUGGUGUCCGCGCAUGGGGCGCUGAUUGCUGUAGAAAUGACAUGACCCCAAUGGGUGUCGGGAGAGGGGGCCUUUGCACAAAAGUCUUCAGUACAUCAAUUACAGCUUAUAACCCAGUAGCCUUCACAACCAGCAGCACGAAUUCCAUCGGGGAAACCACAACCUACAUUGAUUCCUUGGACCGCAGCGCAACGGACAAUGCCACCAUCCUCAGCUCGGGAACCAUGACAAUGGCCGCCAUGGUAGUCUACUGGCAAGAAUCCGAUCUCGAAAAGUUCGAUCCCGAGUACGCAGCGACAUUAGCGGAUCACCUGUCCAUUGGCUUUACUCCCACAGCUACCUCGGACGUUACGUCUGAAACGGCGACACCGCCUAAUCGUAGUAAACUUUCGUCCGAAACAUCGAAUCUUGGUGAGGCUAUAGGAGGAUCAAAAGGUUCUGGUCUCAGUAGUGGGUCGAAGGCGGGUAUAGGCGUGGGAGUAGGACUUGGAACGCUAUUGGUGGCUUUAGCGGGGUUUUUACUUUACAAAAGGAGGGUGGGUAGACGAGAGAAGAAGCUUGAUAGGAAUUCUGCGAUUCAGAAUCAACAACCCGAAUUUUUGCAGAGGGAUCCGCAGAUGCAGACGGCAUAA